UGCCGUAAUUACCGCAGUAGCAGUACAAAUGAAUUUAAAAGGCGGCUGGCUUGAACACGGUUUUGGAAACAGCGACUCACUUGACCGCGGUCAAAGCGCUCAGCUUCUGAAACGCUCUGAUGGGGACGCCGUGCGUAGGAGGACUGAACAAAACCGCGUCGCAGCCGUUCCCAGCAUCAUAAAGGCGUAAAAAAAAAGUUGCAGCCGUCAUUAUACGUUCAGCCUUCAAGGAAAACGUAGGCUAGCGCGAAAUCAGUUUGACAUCUCACCCACGCGUUUGCAAACUAAUCGUGCGGGUUUGAUUUUUUUUUACACUUUUCAUGUGUAUAUUAAUAUUAUGAGUUAGUCCGACUACCCACCUGUUUGUGAAUGAGGAGUUAGUUGUUUAUAAAUAACGUUUAAACAGGCGUUUGGACUAUUUUUAAAUGGAAGCUUCAGCGGUCUUGGGCGUGUCAGUGCGCAGCCCUCCUUGGCUUUGUUUCCCCGGUCUGUGCCAUCCAUCUCACCAUGGACAGCCUGCUGAGUGGGGCCAGUAAAGGGGCCAGUGCCCUUCAGUCAGUACAGACCUCAUCGCGUCAUAGAUCCCACUCCCUGCCUUUACCCCUGUAUGACUGAAUGUUAUGGAAACAAUAAAGCUUAAAUUCCUCUUAGCCUCAAACAAAGGAGCCAUGCAUCCGCUGCUGUUCCUCAGUGUCUUUUGGCUGCUGCCCCUGGCCUUGACGCUGGAAGAAGACUCACCAUUGGACUCGGUCCCCCGCAGAUCUGUGCUCUAUCAUAGGGACAAUGCUUACCUGUUUCAUGAGGAGGGUGUGUUCAACUACUCCACCAUGCUGCUCAGAGAAGACCUGGGUCUGCUUGUGCUGGGUGCCAGGGAGGCAGUGUAUGCUCUGGACCUCAACAAUAUCUCCAAGAAAGUUGCUUCGGUAAAAUGGGAAGUGACACAAAAACAAAAAGAGGAGUGUGAAAACAAAGGGAAAGAUCCUGAGACAGAGUGCAAAAACUAUAUCAGAAUCCUGCAUAAGAAGAUCGAUGACAAGAUGUAUGUGUGUGGAACCAAUGCUUUUGAUCCAGAGUGUGACAUCAUGUCAUACAAAGAUGGAAAGCUGACUCUUGAGAAGAAAAAAGAGGAUGGGAAAGGAAAGUGUCCAUUUGAUCCUUUCCAGAGAUACGCCUCCAUCAUGGUUGAUAACAGCCUGUACUCAGCCACUUCAAUGAACUUCCUGGGCUCUGAACCUGUCCUGAUGCGCAGCUUUCCUGAAUCCUUACGCACUGAGUUCAAAAUCUCCUGGCUUUAUGAGCCCAACUUUGUUUCCAUGGUUCAGAUGCCGGAGAGUAAGAAUAGUGAUCAGGGAGAUGAUGACAAGAUUUACCUGUUCUUCAGUGAGGUAGCUGUGGAGUGUGACUGUUACAACAAACUGGUGGUGUCCCGCGUGGCCCGUGUCUGCGAGGGAGAUCUUGGAGGUCAGAGGACCUUACAGAAGAAGUGGACAUCCUUCCUGAAGGCCAGGAUGGACUGUCCAGUGCUGGAGUCCCAGCUGCCAUACAUUAUCCAGGACACGUACCGCUGGUGUGACCCCCAGCAGCCCUGGAAGGACUGUUUGUUCUUUGCCAUCUUCACGCCACAGUCGGAAACAUCAGACCUGUCUGCAGUGUGUGUGUACCGCAUGUCUGACAUCAGCAGAGUGUUUGCGGAGGGCAAUUACAAGACCCCAGUCACUGUAGAAACCUCUUUUGUUAAGUGGGUGAUGUAUAGCGGAGUUGUCCCUGUCCCUCGGCCCGGAGCUUGUAUAGACAAUGCAGCUCGUGAAAAGGGCGUAACCCGGUCUCUGGAGCUCCCAGACCCAACCCUUCAAUUUAUCAAAGAUAGGCCCCUCAUGGACCAGGUCAUCCAGCCAAUAGGAGUGAAGCCUCUACUGGUGCGAAGGGGAGCUACAUUUACACGCAUCAUAGUCAACCAAGUGCGGGCCACAGAUGGCGCGAAGUACCACGUGAUGUUCAUAGGCACAGAGGAAGGCACCAUUCUGAAAGCUGUGAACUACGAUGGAGAAAUGUUCAUUAUAGAGGAAGUAGAACUCUUCAAGACCCCAGGGCCGAUCAAGAUUCUGAAAUUUUCCAACGUCACGGGUCAGCUCUAUGCAGGCUCAGACUACGGAGUAGUACAGAUACCACUAGCCACCUGUGGGAGAUCCGUAUCCUGUAUGGACUGUGUUCUAGCCAGGGACCCAUACUGUGGCUGGGACAAAGUUGCUGGAAAAUGUACUGCCCUUAAUAAUACACAAAGUGAACUAAUCCAAAGUGUGAAAGAUGGAAAUGCCACUCUCUGCCCAAGAGCUGACCCUAUGAAGCCUAUGAAUCAGUCCAUCUGGCCAGGCGGUAACCUGAAGCUCCGUUGCCCUUCACCUUCCAACUUGGCAAAGAUCAGCUGGGAGCAGGAUAACCGUCCUCUGCCCCCUUCAACUCGCCUUCAGUUUCUACGAGACGGACUGCUCAUCCUCAACGCCUCAGACCCAGACAGCGGUCGGUAUCGCUGCCUGUCUGUGGAGCACUCCAGAGUUGGCAAGUACACAACCACUGUUGCUGAGUACUGGGUCAGCAUAGCCCCAGGUUCUGGCAGGGAUGGUCAGAUAUCUGUCCCCCAGCCUAGGAGGGAAGGCCCCUCUGUGGUUGGACUCCAGGCUGUAAUCGGGCUGCUAGUGGUUUCUCUUGUUGCCCUUUUGGUCUGGAACUUUUACAAAGGCCACAUACGUCUGCCCUGGAACUGCAGAAACAAGAAUAGAGAGCAAUCCCAGCAGUCCCAUGAGCAGGAGGGUCUCAACUCCAAUGUGAUCUUCCAACGUGCACUGGUAGAGGACAAGCCACUGGUGUCUGGAACACACAACAGCAACCGUAAUAACAACCACACCAUUGGAGAGGUGGGAUUCAGCGCCGCAGAGGGGGAGAAUGCCCCAAAAGUUACCCUACCGUCUGUGCAGUGUAUUGAUGAUGAGUCAGAAAUUUGAAUGUGACCAGUGCAUGAUCAUUCUCACGAUGAGAAUGUCCCAAACCAUUUGUUUCCAGGCAGAGCUACUGGAUUUAUCAGUUCAACUGAGAGUUAAGAUCUCAACUUAUGGGGCAUUUACAGUAAGUUUGAGUAUAAAAACAUUCCGAGAGGUUGAAGUUUGCUUUGAGAGACUAUAAAUUGUUGAGACUGACUUCACCAAAAGAUCCUAUAAUUAAUUUCUUUUUUUCCAAGUAUGAUGAGACUCUUGAAUUCCUGCUUUACAUUUUUGUCUUUUUUAUUACAAUGAAUUUGAAAAUGUGUUUUCAAUGAAAGAAUGUUUGCUACUAAAUUUAGAUUUAUAUUUUAUAAAGAUUGGUAGGAUUUUGACAGGGAAUGUACAAUGAAAUUGAGCCAUUUCAUUUCUAACCACUAUCAGCAAAGGGUUUAGUUCUCUUGUAUUAAAAGUUUUCUACCAGGUCCUUGUGUUGUUCCAGUGUAUCUACAUACAGACACCAGGGUUUACUAGCUUACAGCAAGAAUAGACUUGCCAGGAAUGUGAACAGAUGUGGAUUUUACCUGCUGUUAUGAAUCAUCAUUGUAGAUGAUGAAACCUCUUUCUGAAGUCACCCUAUGUUUUUAUACAUGUUAUCUGUGUGGCUCUAGGGAUGGCAGUCUGGGUUUGUCCACCGCUUUGGUCCAGACUGAAUAUCUUGAUAACUAUUGGUUGGAUUACUGUGAAAUUUGUACACACAUUGGUGGUCCUCAGGUUAUGAAUUGUAACAACUUAGAACUCCUGACAUUUCAUUUGGUGCCAUCAUGUGGUCAAAAUGUUCGAUUUAUGACCAAAUACCUGCAAAACACGACAUUCCCAUCAGCCUCAGCUGUA
Thunnus maccoyii (southern bluefin tuna) is the source of this 3866-nucleotide messenger RNA. It is a transcript of the gene sema4e, whose product is annotated as semaphorin 4e. The transcript is spliced from 15 exons. Gene Ontology annotation, molecular function: semaphorin receptor binding; chemorepellent activity. Gene Ontology annotation, biological process: positive regulation of cell migration; axon guidance; negative chemotaxis. Bases 621 to 2999 code for a protein of 792 amino acids. NCBI's taxonomy places the organism in Eukaryota, Metazoa, Chordata, Actinopteri, Scombriformes, Scombridae. The record is from RefSeq and is a predicted model, not a curated record.